Molecule: messenger RNA, 967 nt
Organism: Suillus plorans
Lineage: Eukaryota; Fungi; Basidiomycota; Agaricomycetes; Boletales; Suillaceae
Exons: 7
Source: RefSeq, a predicted model, not a curated record
AUGAUCGCAAAACAUUUGAGCGGCUCUCUGCGCUGGCUUUCUCACCUGUACUACUGCCUAGCACAAGGUCAUCCCAUUGUCUGUCCUCAUUCUCGUGCUAAGAUCGGUCAUGGAUCUGUAUUUCGCAUUCAGGAACGCCUUUUGUUUCCGCAGUCAGCCGGCUCUCAAAUCAUCCGCGAACCUGGACUUAAAGAGGUCCAGGAACUCACGAAGACUUCGGAGGGUAGCCUACCUAUCAGGGGCUGUAGUGACGGAGUUGCAGAGUAUAAUGGUGUCAUUUUGCGACACUCAUAUGCACAUGUGCUGGGCAACGAAACAAAUUUUGGUCUCAGCAAAGUCUUUAGCACUACAGGCUUAGGCCUGGGCUUGAAUUUAGAAAAGCCUAAGCCGGCGGCCCAAGCCGCGGCUUUGGUACAUAGAGUAUAUGACACCUUGUCACGUCAGUGGUCACGCCCCACAAAACUCGUAAAGGCGCAGCAGGAUCUAACAGUAUCUUGGUCAGAACUGAGACGCUCGGGUGGCUGGAUGCUGCCUUUUAUACGAUUUCGGCCCCAACGUCACAUCUCUCGUCCCUGCGCCUCUUUUCCCUUGCGCUCGGACGAUCUAUUCACCAUGUCGUUCCUCGCCUUCGGUCUCAUCGGCAACGUUCGACUCGGAGGGUUUGGACGUCGACAGCGAUUCCUCUCAACUUCAACUACAUAUGCACGUCUGAUCUCCUUUCGUCCUGGGAUGAGCGACGCUCGACGGAGACUUCAAUGGGCGUCAUCUCGCGUCACCACAUUGCAAGAAGUCGUCGCGUAUUCAUUAUUUGGUAUCUUCAGUGUCCAUGUCCACCUACAGACAUCACCAUCCUCGACUGGGUCGGACAACCUUCCGAGUUCAACAGCUGUCUUCCGGCCUAUAUCACUUCUUACGCCACUCCUCCACACACCCUUCCAUCCCUGUCCGAACGUUCUCCUCCUUGUCU